UAGAUAAGUGAAUAGCCAAGGUCUUUCCCCUGGAGUAGGGAAAUCCAAAACUAGAGGGCAUAGAUUUAAGAUGAAAGGGGAAAGAUUUAAAUGGGACCUAACCGGCAACUUUUUCGCGUAGAGGGUAGUGCACGUAUGGAAUGCGAUGGCAGAGAAAACAGUACAAUUACAACAUUUAAAAGGCAUCUGGAUGAGUACGUGAAUAAGAAGGGUUUAGAGGGAUAUGGGCCAAUUGCUGUCAAAUGGGACUGGAUUAAUUUAGGAUAUCUAGCCGGCGUGGACGAGUUAGACCAAAGGCUGUGUUCCCGGGCUGUACAACUUUAUGACUAGGUAUUGAGGGGAGCAUCCAGUUGUGUGGCUCAUAUAGGAAUGAAUGAUAUGGGCAACUAAGAAUGGUGUUCCAUUAAAUUUGAAGAGUUAGGGUUCAAAUUAAAUGCAGAACUUCAAAUUUCAUGAUCUUUGGAUCAUCACUGCUAUGUCCCAUUAGUUUAGGAUUGAGCAGAUUAUGAAUGUAACUGUGCGGUUCAAAGACUGGUAUAAAGGGAAGAGGUUUUGAUUCAUUGGGCACUGGCACUAGUACUAGGUUAAGUGAGAGUAGAUCCAUUUGGAUGCUCCACUUAAAGCGGUCCAGAAUCAGUGACCUGUCAAACUUUUGUGGCUAGAGUUGUAGACAGGACAUUAAUCCAAAGGAGUCGCGGGAAGGGCAAUUUAGAAAUCCAAAGAGAAAAAUAAGAUAACAGAACAGGGAUUUAGGAAAAGGCAAACAGAGUGGGACAGAAUGUGUAGAGUUUACCAAUAAUUGUACAUGACCGUUCGUUAUACUAGUUGGUUUAAAAUAAAAAGGUUAUUAAUUGCAUGAAUAAUGCAAUAGGAUGAACCACAAAUAUAAAUGGAGGUACAUGGUUUAAAUCUAAUUGCCAUUACAAAGACAUAGUUGCAAGGUGAUCAGGUUUUGGAAAUAGAUAUUUUAGUGUACGCAAUAUUUUUUGAAAGCCAAAGGAGGAGGAAUAUCCUUUACAGAGAUGACAUAAGGACAGUAUUGAGUGAGAAUCUUGGCUCAAUAGGUCAGCAAGUAGAAUCAGUGUGAAUGGAGAUUAGGAAUAAGAUGAUUCAGAAAGUUUUGGUGCAAGUAGUUUAUAGGCUCCAUCAAAGUAGUUACAAUGUUGGGUAGUGUAUUAUGCAGGAAAUAAUUGGAGCUUGUAACAAAGUCAGUGUUAUAACUGAGGGAUUUAAAUCUUUAUAUCGAUUAGAUUAAUCAAAUUAGCAAGUCUUAAAGAGUUUGUAAGAUACUAUCAUAACCUUUUCCUAGAACAAUACGUUGUUGAACAGAUGGGGUGUAGCUAUUUUAAAUGGAGUAACAUGCAAUGAAGAAGGGUUAAUUAGUAAUUUCAUAUCAAAAAUCAGUUGGGAAAUAGUGAUCAUACAUUAAGAAUAGAUUAUAAUGGAAUGUAAAUGUGAGGGGAGAGUUUAAUUGGGUAAAUAAUAGUGGGAAGUGUUUAAAGAAAAUUUACCAAUAACAUAUUGUAUUCGAGGACAAAAACUCAGCAAGAUCCAUCCAUGACUUGCCGAGGAACCUAAGGAUAGUAUUAGAUUAAAAGUGACUAAAAAUAUUGCAAAGAGCAGUGGCAAGUCCAAGAACUGGAAUUAUUUUAGUAAUUAGCAAAGGGCUACCAACAUUAUAAGAAGGGAAAAAGAACAGAAUACCAGAGUACACUUGCCUGGAUUUUAAAAACAGAUUGUAAGGGCUUUUUUGAGUACAGACAACAGGGAAUCACUUCGGUACUUAGCUUGACACUAGGUGUUGGAAUAAUGCUAGUGGACCAUAGGCUGCUCUCUCAUCCGAGACAGACAACUGGUGGUGGUUUAACCUGAGGAUCAUCACACCUCAGAAGAAGGGCAAGAUUGAGAGAAGACUGAUGGUGAUGUUCUUUGGAAAAUUGUAAAUCAGUCAGCUUUGUUUGGAAUGCUUGGAGCUUUGACUUAGGACAUUGCUCUAUAGGAAGCUGCAUUCUGCCUCUUCUGCCUGACGAGUAAUGUAUGGACCAAGAUCCUUAGGAAGACUGGUGAACCAUGGCCCGGCCACAGGCCUUAGCGGUGACAGCAGCCACAUUACUGGGUACUGCUGUAGGCUGCCUGUACUUGUGGAAGGCCUUUAAAAGUCCCAAAUGGAAGAAGGCUCUGGCCAGCCAGAAUCAAGAAGGUGUGGAAAGAGAGAAAAUCACACAGAGUGAUGGAGAGGAAUCUUGCCAAAUAGAUAACACAGACGAUUUUGUCAAUCCCGGUUUGCUGGUGGAAAAACUGCUGACUGCAGAUGCCUUCAUAGUGGAGUCAGAGGAUGAAUGGGAGCAAGUCUGGCCAUUGUUGAAGACAGAACUGGAUAAUUACCCACUCAUAGGAAUUGACUGUGAAUGGAUUUCUAUAAAGGGGAAACCAAACCCAGUGUCUCUCCUUCAACUCGCCUCUUACAGUGGCUUCUGUCUUCUUGUCCGCAUGCCCCAGAUGAUUAGGGAUGGUCGCUUGAUGCCGAAGACCUUACUCGACCUACUGGGGAAUGGUAGUGUUCUAAAAGUUGGUGUUGAUGCUUUCGAGGAUGGCUGCAAGUUACUCCGAGAUUACUGCAUUACAGUCAGGGGCUGCUUGGAUGUGAGAUACUUAGCCAUGCGCCAGAGCAGGAAGAAUAGCUUUGCGUGCUCCCCCAGCCUGAAGUCCUUAGCUCAAGACAUCUUAAAUUACACCCUUGACAAGUCCCUACAUCUACGAUGUAGUAAUUGGGAGGCAGAAGAGCUCUCCAACGAGCAGAUAGCAUAUGCUGCACAAGAUGCCCAGGUAUCUGUGGCUCUGUUCUUUCAUCUGCUGGGAUUCAGUUCUGCACCACUUGAAGAUUGUAUGCCAUGUGAAUAUGAACCCACCUGGAAGCAGAUGCUGGCACGGUGCCAGGGCCUAAUAGAUGUCCCAUUUAAGGGCAAAGUGGGAAGUAGCAGAGGGGAAGAUGGAACAGGAGACAUCAACUCUCAGCAGAGACGACGAAACAAGAAGCUUGGGACCAACCAGAAAUCUGCAUCACACCUGAACACCCCAGACCCAAGAAGAAUUCAACACAAACCGCUCGGGGUAGGAUAUUCUGCCAGGAAAUCCCCACUCUAUGACAAUUGUUUCCUCCAUGCUCCAGACGGACAACCCCUGUGCACCUGUGACAGGAAGAAGGCUCAAUGGUACAUAGACAAGGGCAUCGGGGAGCUCAUCAGUGAGGACCCAUUUGUUGUGAAGUUGAAGUUUGAACCAUCAGGAAGACCUGAGUCUCAAGAAGACUAUUACCUGACAGCCAAGGAAAACCUUUGUGUUGUGUGUGGCAAGAGAGAGUCUUACAUCAGGAAGAAUAUCGUUCCCCACGAAUACCGGAGACACUUCCCUGUCCAAAUGAAAGACCACAAUUCUCACGAUGUCCUGCUCCUGUGCACUGCCUGCCAUGCUGCCUCAAACUAUUAUGACAAUGUCUUAAAGCAGCAGCUGGCAGUGGAGUUCAACGCACCGAUUGGUUGUGAGGAAAAUGUUCGCCUACUGGAGGAUCCGGUUCGCAGGCAGGUGCGUUCUGGAGCUCGGGUCUUGCUGCGCGCUGAAGGCCUUCCUGAGGCUCGGAGGAAAGAACUACAGGAUGUCCUGAAGGCUUUCUAUGGCGUGCAAACAUUGACCAGGGAGAUCCUUGAAGAAGGAGCAUCACUGGAAACGCGGGUAUUCAAUGAAAGCUAUGUCCCUCAUGGUUUGAAAGUGACACAGUCCUGUGCAGUUGGUGGUCUCCGAGCCCUAAUGUCUUUGGAAAAACGUUGGCGCCAGCAUUUCCUGGACUACAUGCGGCCCCGCCACCUUCCGCCCCUGUGGUCUGUGGAUCACAAUCACAACAAGCUGAUCCGCAAGUAUGGGGAGGACCUGAAGAUCGAGUUGACAUGAAAGAAGACGACUGGUGCAACUCAAUUCUUUGUCUUAUUUUUGCAACUGCUUCUCAAGACUGUGGAGACGAUCAAUUCCGAUGCAUGAGACACAUGUAUCAAUCUGCUCGUGAAGUACUGGGAAGGACUGCAAGUUUUUUUUAAUUUAUGAAAAUGGGAAAGUGCUGUUGAAACGGUGAACAGUUAAAUAAAACACUCUGACCUAUUAUCAAAUUUUAACACGUUUUAGAGGUUUGGUUUGCAAAUAGAACGUCUGGUACAAUAUCACCCAAGGUACAUUUUUAAAUUAAGACUUUAUUUAAAAUAAAAUCUUUUAAAAUAAAAACAAUAUCUUUGUACCAGCGGCACAAGUGAGUCUUCUGCUUGGAAAAUGGAACAGUUUGCAAUGGCAGAGGGAACUUCCAAUCUCAUAACAUACUAUCACAACCAAGUCACCUGGAAUCCUGCAGGUUAGUCAUUGCACCUGGCGUUUGAGGUUGAAAUAAUCAGAUUUUGCAAGAGUUGCUGGUCCAGACCCAUCAGAACAGUAAAAUAUAUUUUAGCUUUUAUACAAAGUUUUCAAAGCUAAUUCAUUUCCCCAAAAAACAGAUAGCUUUCCAAAUAUUUGAUUCCUUUCAUCAGAAAAGUGGUUUCAGAAUAAAAAUCUUUCUCUUGUCCAAAAAUGAAAAUUUCUAUUAUAACGUUUGUGUAGUUUUGUGGGUCCAGUUUGAGCCAAGCCCUUCUCCAGAAAGAGGCAUCCUCAUUAACACUUUGUAGUUAUUCAUCCAUUGUAAUCAUGUCUUGAGUUAACACCAACUAAAUUUGAUGCAUGUACAUUCCUGAUUCUCUACCUUUGUUGCAAGCAGUUUAUGAACUGAAAGGCAUCAUGCUUGAGCCUUCAAUAAACACAUCAUUUACAAAUACAAA
Molecule: messenger RNA, 4850 nt
Organism: Rhincodon typus (whale shark)
Lineage: Eukaryota; Metazoa; Chordata; Chondrichthyes; Orectolobiformes; Rhincodontidae
Gene: exd2
Product: exonuclease 3'-5' domain containing 2
Exons: 9
Coding region: 2071-3945 (624 amino acids)
Biological process (GO): nucleobase-containing compound metabolic process
Cellular component (GO): cytoplasm; nucleus
Molecular function (GO): nucleic acid binding; 3'-5' exonuclease activity
Source: RefSeq, a predicted model, not a curated record